AAAACUUGUUUUAGCAACUCAAGUUAUCUUCGCCUUUAUGUAUAUUGGAAUUAGGGUGUAUUUGCAACAUUUAUCAAGCAAUAUCUGUAGAGAUAAUUAUAUGUAAAUACAUUUUUAUUUUUACAAAGAUAAAGUAUCAUUCGCGGCCAGUUGUAAUCAUUUCAUUUUACUUUUAGUUGCUUGUAGACGUUAAUAAGCAUUCAAAAUGAUCUUAUUGAAAGGAAGUAGCUUAAUUAGCAUCAAAAUGCACCCAGUUCUGAACAAGCAAUUCCUCAAAGUGAUGGCGGCGGCAUAUUCUUCAAAAGUUUCCCUCAACGAUGUGGUGAUAGCCUCUGCUGUCAGGACUCCAAUUGGAUCCUUCAGGGGAAGCCUGGCAACGAUGUCAGCUUCGGAGCUUGGCGCCGUGGCUGUAAAGGCAGCCGUCGAAAGAGCCGGCAUUCCUAAGGAAGAAAUUAAAGAGGUAUACAUAGGCAAUGUUUGCUCCGCAAGUAUGGGUCAAGCUCCAGCAAGACAAGCAGUCAUUUUUGCUGGACUUCCCAAGAGUACAGUCUGUACAACUGUAAACAAGGUGUGUGCAUCAGGCAUGAAGUCUGUCAUGCUCGCUGCACAAGGACUACAGACCGGCGACCAAGAUGUAAUUCUAGCUGGCGGUAUGGAAUCUAUGUCAAACGUCCCCUUCUAUCUAAAACGUGGUGAAACCACAUAUGGAGGCAUGCAGCUGGUCGAUGGAAUAGUAUUUGAUGGCCUCACAGAUGUCUACAACAAAUUCCAUAUGGGUAAUUGUGCCGAAAAUACAGCCAAAAAAUUUGAAAUAUCAAGACAACAACAAGAUGAUUAUGCCAUUUCUAGUUAUAAGAGGAGUGCUGCUGCAUAUGAAAUCAAAGCUUUUGCUGAUGAACUUGUACCAGUUCCAGUGCCUCAGAAAAGAGGAGCCCCACCAAUUAUCUUUGCUGAAGAUGAAGAGUACAAAAGGGUGAAUUUUGAAAAGUUUAACAAGUUGGCCACAGUUUUCCAAAGGGAAAAUGGUACAGUAACGGCUGGUAAUGCCUCUACUUUAAAUGAUGGGGCUGCAGCUCUUGUCCUGAUGACAGCCCAAGCAGCAGAAAGACUGAAUGUGAAGCCUAUUGCCAGGGUUGUAGGAUUUGCUGAUGGAGAAUGUGACCCCAUUGAUUUCCCUAUCGCCCCGACUGUUGCCAUUCCAAAACUUUUGCAAAAGACUGGAGUUAAGAAAGACGAUGUAGCCCUUUGGGAAAUUAAUGAAGCCUUCAGUGUUGUGGCUGUUGCAAAUCAAAAGAUACUGGAAUUAGAUCCCUCCAAAGUAAAUGUUCAUGGAGGAGCUGUGAGCAUUGGCCACCCUAUUGGCAUGUCAGGUGCCCGUCUUGUGGUACACUUAUGCCAUGCUCUGAAGAAGGGAGAGAAGGGAGUGGCCUCUAUUUGUAAUGGUGGAGGUGGUGCAUCAUCCAUUAUGAUUGAAAAAUUACCUCAAGCCUUAGAUGGGCCACCUGUAUUGACAUUUUAUACAAAAAAUCCAUGUCCACUGUGUGACAUAGUUAUGGAAGAACUAGAACCAUUCAAAAGCAGAAUUACUAUUGAAAAAGUAGACAUAACAGAGAAAGAAAAUCUAAGGUGGUUGCGUCUGUAUAGGCAUGACAUCCCUGUACUUUUCCUCAAUGGAAGAUUCUUGUGUAUGCACAGAUUGAACAAGGAGCUGCUUGAGAGAAGAUUAAAAUUAAUUGAAGAAGAAAAUUAAAAUAUUAGUCAGAUGGCAAUGGCGAUAUUCUUUAGAGCGUAUGAAUUUAGGCAUUUUAAGUAUAUGAUAUUAGCUACCAGUACUAUCAACGUACUAUGUA
Molecule: messenger RNA, 1850 nt
Organism: Ostrinia nubilalis (European corn borer)
Lineage: Eukaryota; Metazoa; Arthropoda; Insecta; Lepidoptera; Crambidae
Gene: Acat1
Product: acetyl-CoA acetyltransferase, mitochondrial
Exons: 4
Coding region: 206-1750 (514 amino acids)
Biological process (GO): fatty acid beta-oxidation
Cellular component (GO): mitochondrion
Molecular function (GO): acetyl-CoA C-acetyltransferase activity
Source: RefSeq, a predicted model, not a curated record